CGGUGACAGAUUAAGCAAUGUUUUAUGUAUUUGGAGCACAAAGGCGUUCUUUGGGUUUUCAGACCGAGAGAUAGUGAGAGAGAGGAAAGAGAGAGAAAAUGGGGUGGAUCGGAGACGCAGUCGAUUCCAUCAAAUCGCUACAUAUAAGACAAGUCUUCUCUCAAGCCAUUAGUCUCGGUAUGAUCGUUACAUCAGCACUGAUAAUAUGGAAAGGAUUAAUGUGUGUAACUGGUAGUGAAUCACCUGUUGUUGUUGUGCUUUCUGGAAGUAUGGAACCUGGCUUCAAAAGAGGUGACAUUUUGUUCUUGCAUAUGAGCAAGGAUCCUAUUCGUGCUGGAGAAAUUGUUGUGUUUAAUGUCGAUGGACGCAAAAUUCCAAUUGUCCAUCGAGUAAUUAAGGUUCAUGAGCAUGAGGAUACUGGAGAAGUUGAUGUUCUAACAAAAGGGGAUAAUAAUUUUGGGGAUGACAGGCUUCUGUAUGCUCAUGGCCAGCUCUGGUUGCAUCGACACCAUAUCAUGGGGAGAGCUGUCGGGUUCUUACCUUACGUUGGUUGGGUUACAAUUAUCAUGACUGAGAAACCUAUCAUCAAGUAUCUGCUUAUAGGUGCCCUUGGACUGUUGGUCAUUACUUCAAAGGAGUAGGAAAUCAGCAUGGCCAUCAGAUUUGUCAUCUCCCUGUUUCCAUUGAUCCAGCCUCAUAAAUUCGCCUCAUUGCCUUCAGAUCUACCUUUGGCCAUCAAUGUUGGCAUCAUCUCUCCCUCUUUUCGAUCUUCCAAAUCUGUUGUUUGGCUAGCGUCUAAACUUUCACUUUCGCGCUUAAAACUUUAAAAUCUAGUUUUAGAUUUUCUCACAA
This is a messenger RNA of Camellia sinensis, 852 nucleotides long. The record is from RefSeq and is a predicted model, not a curated record. Lineage: Eukaryota; Viridiplantae; Streptophyta; Magnoliopsida; Ericales; Theaceae.